AUGGCGUCUGGGCCCAUGCCGACACACAGUGGCUUCACAAGGCGUGGUCCUCGACUCUCUGCCGAUCCACAACACAUUGCUAAACGAAAGAGGCUCAUUGCAGAGGAAUUUGCUCGAGAUGGUAAACAUGCUGCCAUCAGAAAGACAAUCUCGUGGGGAGACAUCAGGAAACAUGACACAGAUUCACCUAAUAAACGAUCUCGUACAUCCCUUUCCCAAUCUAUCACACCUGGACUAUCCGACAUAGAACUCCUCAGCAUCAAUCCAACACUUCAACAAAGGGAGUCCGCCGGAAAACCUUCGCCCAUUUUGAAACAACCUCCGCCUCAAAUUACGCUUCAAUCUGCCAGUCGUGGAACUAGCCCUCAAAGGUCCCAAGCCCAACCAGAGAUAAUUAACCUCGUCAGCGACGAAACAUCCCAGAGCAACGAGCGCUCCCAGUCUCAUAGCAACGAGGCUCGAGUGGAACAAGCUUCGGAUCUCCCCUCGAGUGUCGAGCAAACUACCAAGUUAGGAAAAAGUGUUGGCUCGCUAGCACCUACGCCGCCAAUAUCGGAAGCCGGUGUUCAAUAUCAAGAACAAGAUGUUCUCGAGCACAAUAGGUCUUUGUCACCGAGAUAUAUACAUUCGCAUGCUAGCCCAAGGGCGAACCAAUCACUUGCCCGCACACCGGAUUCUCAGCUUCGACGAAAGCGCAAAACGUCCAAUAUGGGGAUUCAGACUAUUCCAGACAAAGAUGUUGAUUGGCUUGGAGACAUUAAUGCGGACAACUCGAUUUCAGCAGUCGAAAUUUCCAGAAUCUGGGCGGAGCAACGAUCAGGUCCAAAGGCUUCAGAGGAAUCUAAUCGGUUCCGAGAACCUACAUCCGAGCCUGAUGAGCCCCUUACCGGAAACUUCUUGGACGAAGUCGAGGGCCAAUUAGCUGACGAGGAUGAGGCAGCUGGAGACUUGAGCUAUGCUAAACCUUCUAAGGCUAUUGAGGACCCCAACGAAUUAAAUAGACAAGACCCGGCUCAGGCGCUUAACCAGGACAUUCCAAACCGUAUGCCCACUUCCCGGUCGCCAUCUCCUAUCGCCUGUGAGACUAUUGGCAGUCAUCCUCAAUCCUUUACUCGACCGUAUCCGUUUGAUCUCAAGGGGCGCAAGUUGGCCGGUGCUACCGAUCGGACCGACGCUCCUCAAGUGGACUCUCAACCUCGUCCUGUUUCAUUGUCACAGCCGAAUCCAUUUGUCUCUGAAACUCGCGCCCGGUCCAGGCUUUAUACCCCUCAACCUGCGCCACCCUCAAGGCAAAAAGAUUUGAGUGAACUACGGGCCGCUCCAACUCUGGGGAGGAGUAUGUUGGAAGCAACCAAACCACUGUCCGUUUCUACCAAUAAUGGGACUUACAAAACCGCUUUCAAAGACUCCGAUUUCAAGGCAAAUACAUUGAAGGCUGCGCCUACUCUUGGGAGAUCGACAGAUUGGGGUCAUGCUAGUCCUUCUCGGCGAGUUGCAUCCCGUUCGAACGAAAAAGAUGGUGCAAGUGGGGCACCCUCCAGCUUCCCUUUAGGACCUCCUUCCUCCCCCUCGAACGGCUGGGAGGCGGAGUCAAUAAAUGCGAGUACUCCUCAUCGGCUUGUUACUCAGAUGUCAACCAUGGCACAAAGCCUCAUCCCAGAAAAUGUAUCGGUCAAGGGGGCUUCCUUGUCAGAUGAAUUCCCGCCCAUUACACUUGCCGACCUUGAAAGACGGCGUCGAUCCUCCAUCGCCUCCUUGGCUGAAUCCAAGAAGAUACGGCGCGAAUACGACACUAUCGAGUCCAACGCAGUUCCUCAGCUUCGGGCACAUAGAGAUACAUACGAUGAAUCUGGUCGACGGACAUGGGUGCCAAAGAGGCCAGGUAUGAGGCGUGCAUUGGAUGUCCCACCGUCAAGUACGAAGAAGCCCAUCAGGACCAAGUAUCAGCCCCCGGUCGAAGAGUCGGAAGAAGCCGAGGAAAGGCUCAGUUACGACCCUCCUGAAUCCGCGCGGGAGUCUCGCACAGAAACAUUCGACCCUGUUCCUUAUGGUGAAACAAUGCAAGAGCACCAAGUGGAAACGGGAGGGCUACCAGGGAAGACGUACUUUCACGAAACUAAGAAUAGGGAUCCUCGCCCGCCGACUGAGAUCUCGGAAACUCCACAAAGCACUCGUGUUCGUGAUCCGUACGACCUCGCUACUUCAGAGCUCCAAGAAUUCCAGUCACAGAGGUUCGAAAGCGAACAGCCUCGUAUGAAGCCUAUCGACUUUGCCUACAUUCUACCACACGAUCGAUCGGCCUUGAGUACUGGACGGAAAGAUCAUUCAGCCCAUGCUACACGAAAUCAACUUGUCCCAUCGCCCGAGGUUGGGCGUGGGUCUCAGCCCGUGUCCCCACAGCGCAUCAAACUUGACGGGGCUCAACGAGGAAGGCAUCCUCGAGGCGAAAGCGUCCGAGCUCAGGGCUCCAGAUAG
Rhizoctonia solani is the source of this 2475-nucleotide messenger RNA. RefSeq lists its product as uncharacterized. NCBI's taxonomy places the organism in Eukaryota, Fungi, Basidiomycota, Agaricomycetes, Cantharellales, Ceratobasidiaceae. The record is from RefSeq and is a predicted model, not a curated record. Bases 1 to 2475 code for a protein of 824 amino acids. The transcript is spliced from 7 exons.